Xyrichtys novacula (pearly razorfish) is the source of this 4014-nucleotide messenger RNA. NCBI's taxonomy places the organism in Eukaryota, Metazoa, Chordata, Actinopteri, Labriformes, Labridae. The record is from the annotation of a GenBank genome assembly.
AGCUGCUGCCGCUUCCCACACAUCAUCAGUCAGCUCAUUGAUACUUGGAAACCAGCUAUACUAUCGGUGAGUUCCUUCAAUGUACUGUUCAUAUGACUUAGAAUAUAGGUCAGAUGUCGCCUCAGCAUGUUUUCUCCAUGUAAAUAAGACUGUUUUUUUGUGACUUCUUAAAAUUACGAUCUGCUUUAAUACACGGAAGUAAUAGACAGUUUUCUCCUUUGGGUUAUAUUGUUUAAAAAGUCGUAUUAUUCUUAUUAGACACGCAAUUUGUUUUGUUUAUCUUUCUAGGUUGCGAUUCAACAGACAUGGCAGCAGUCGCAGUCAUCUCGAAUCAAGUAAGUCUGCUGGAAAGUUAAAGAGAAGUUGUUUAGCUGGCUUUGUUCGUCAUUUGAGAAACAGAAAGUUGAUAUAAAUGAUAUCAUUCCCUCUGUUAUUACAGUAUAUUAAGGUAAAGUCUACUCAGAUUAGACAGGUCAAUGCCCUCUUGCACUUGAGUACACCUUGGAUGAAAAAUAGAGUAAAAUUGUUGACAUGUCAUGUGUAUUUUCUUACAGAAUGUGGUGGAGAGGGUCAGCAGUCUCCCUCUAGUGAGCUCCACCUAUGGCCUGGUGUCCAGCAUGUACUGCAACACCAAGGACACCCACCCGUACCUCAAGACCGUGUGUGAGGCUGCUGAACAAGGGGUCCGCAACAUCACCUCUGUGGUCUACACCACAGCUUCACCCAUCAUUUACAAGCUGGAGCCUCAGAGUAAGAACCCUUUACACUUUACCCUUCAGAUAAUGUCUUUAAAGUCAAGGAUUUCAUAAACUGAAACUGUGAGAUUUGACACGUUGAGCUGUCCAGCUGAGUCAGUCAGACCAUAAAACAGGAAGUUCAGGUCAGGCGAUCGCCUCUGACUCAUCAUGAUCUUUCACCCAGUUUUUCUGUUUACUCACCCUGAUAAAACUUGGCAUCUUAAUCUUUUUAUCAUAACACUUGUUCACUUUUCUGCCUAAUUUUUUUUUAACAUAAAAUUUUGUUUGAUGAAUUUAAAAGCAAACUGAAAACAUACAUUUUUAGUCUUGCUUUUAACUAAAUUGUAGUGUUUUAGCAUUUAUUUCUUCUAGUUUUAAUGACAGGAUCAUCUUUUAUUGAGCUAUUUUGGUGCUCUUAAGUUAGUAUCUUUUACUGUUGUUUUUAUUUCAUUUUAUUUAUUUCUUAAAUUUCCUUUUAUGUGACUUUGUUUUUAGAUUUUAAAUCUACAGUGUGUCUUUUAUCGUGAAUUUUAUUCUGAUUUUAAAAUAGCGUUCCGUCAGUGCGCACAGUCCUAUUUGAAAUCGAGCCCUUUUUAAGUUCAUGCAUUUUAAUACACGUUUCUAUUGUGCUAAGAUUGCGGGGUGGGAAUGAGAGGUUGGGUUGGGGUAGAUAAGGGUUUUCUUUUAUUCAUUUUUGUAUAAGAAGUGCUUUACAAAUAAAGACUGACUGACUGAUUGAUUGAUUGAUUGAUUGAUUGAUUGAUUGAUGGCAUCCUUUAUUUUUAUUCUUUAUUCACUUUAAACUUCUUGUUACCAACAGUUGCCAUUGCCAAUAACCUGGCCUGCAAAGGGUUGGAUAAGAUUGAGAAAACUCUGCCGAUUCUUCAUCAGCCGUCUGAGCAGGUAUGAAGUGGAUAUGUGAAUAACUUUAACAAUGAUGCUGACGUCUGCUGUGUGUUUAGUAAUUUCUAGAAUGCUGUCGCAACUUCUGAGGAAGUAAUGCACCCCUGUCCUUUCCCAACUUUAGCUUUACUGUAAUCUAAAAAGGAAAGGAGAUACAUAUCAAGAAUUUAUUAUUUCAUUUUUUUAAUUUAAAAAAUUUUAACUUUUUUUUUUAAAUUUAAUUUAAUAUUUAUCUCCUUUCCUAUUCUUGUAUAUAGUUUUCAUUACACUGUCUAUACUCACUGCACACAGUAUUUUAUUUCAUCUUGUUUAUAGACGUACCUAUUAUUUUUUUUCUUACAACUAUUUUGUACUUUACUUCAGUCUCUGUUUUUUUUUUUUUAUAUAUCUAUCGCACUGAAAAUGGAGAAGCUCUCCAAUCUCAUUGUACCUUCAGUAUAAUGACAAUAAAGGGGAUUCUGAUUCUAUUAUUUUGUUUUCUCAGAUUGUUUCCAGUGCCAAGGAUGUGGUUACCAGUGCCAAAGAUGUUGUGACAGGAAAAGUGUCAGGUGCCAAAGACACCGUUUCAGACACACUGACCAGCGCUGUGGAGAAGACUCGAGGGGCGAUGCACGGAGGGAUGGAGAAGACCAGAGCGGUCGUCAGCGGAGGUGUGGUCACAGUGUUGGAAAGCAGAGUGGUGCAGCUGGUCAGCAGCGGCGUGGACACAGCCCUCAGCACCUCUGAGAGUCUGGUGGAGCAGUAUCUGCCUCUGACAGAGGAUGAGCUGGGUGAGUUAAAACACCUACAACCAAUCAUGUCUCAUCCUUUUUUAGUGAACAGCUUCAUGACUUUGAAAUUAUCUUUUUAAAAUAAAAAGCAAAUAAAGUUGAGAUUAAAGUUGUUUUUCUGUAACAAGCUGUACCAGGGGUCAGCCUUUACCAAGCUGCUAAAGUAUGUGUUAAUAAUGGAUUUGGUCCAGUCUCCAGAAAAGCAGAUCUAACCAGAUAAUGCUGUCAUUUUGUUUUUUUGCAUCAUAAAAGGGAUCAUUGUUUCAAACAAACUGUGUUAAGAAUAAACAGUCUUGUUGAUUUAGAGAGAUCCAUUUGGAAAAAACUGACCAGUGCUUAAUUACAUUCUUCAUGGCUUUAAAGAACAUUCAGAAACAUUACAGCGUAUCCUGAACAGACCUCAAAAGUGGUCUGAUGUUAUUUAUCCCCUUUUUCCCACCUCAUGACAGAGAUGGAGGCGAAAAAUGUGAGUGGCUUUGACAACAAGGAGACGAGCUACUAUGUUCGGCUCGGUUCCCUCUCCACCAAGCUUAGGAAGCGGGCGUACAACGGGGCCCUGACCAAAAUCCAAGACGGCAAGGAGAGAAGCAGGAAAUUCAUUUCUGAGCUGAACACCACUGUUGACCUGGUAUGUCAUUAACUGGAUUUUUGGUACAAUGAAUAAUUUAACUGCUUGUGAAGAGAAAUUAAACAUUUUAUGUGUUUGUUUUCAUCAGAUUGAAUAUGGCAGAAAGAAUAUUGGCGGGGCUAACCAGAUGGUAAAUGAUAAGCUAAGCUCUCUGGUGGGGUGGAAGUCCAGUGGUUCAAACCAGGACAACAGUCAUGAGGCAGAGGUAAGGGGGUGUACACUAAAAACAUUCAAGUUUUUUUUAGGUAAAAUGUUUAACAUAGCAGUCUUCUUUGUGUUUGAAAAACUUCAAGUAAGAUCAUUUCUAUUCACUCCCUCCACUCAGGCAAUCGAGUCUCGCACCCUGGCUCUGGCUCGUUCCCUCACCAAGCAGCUCCAGACCACCUGUCAAGGCCUCGUCUCCAGCCUCCAGGGUCUCCCGAACAACAUCCAGCAGGAGGCGCUCUCCCUCAGUGGUUCUGCCACACACAUCUACAACAGCUUCAGCAAAGCAAAGGUGCUGGGAGACCUGCCUGACAGUGUGCUGACCAGCAGCAAAGUCCACCUGAACCAGAUGAAAGAUUCCCUAGACCACGUCAUGGAUUAUCUGAUCAAUAACACGCCACUUAACUGGCUGGUCGGUCCGUUUUACCCCCGCAUGGAGCCAGAACCGAGCCAGAAACCAGUCUCUGCGACCUGCUGCUCACCAACAGCUCCCUCCGGCCAGACACACUCAGAAGAGCCUAUGGAAGUGGAGAUGCAGUCCUUUCAGUCAAAGCCGCACUAAUGGUCUAUUACUGCUUUCAUUCCCUAAUUUUAAAGUUACUGUUUUAGAAGAAAAGAUUAACUUUCUUUUAAUCCUUUUUUUUAUUUUUUACAAAUAUAUUUUGAUCAAAUCUCUUACAGUUAAGUUCUGUUAAUUCUCUGCAUAGUUUUACAAUACUGGCAAAGCCUUAACCUGCUGUUAUCUCAUAAUAAACAUCACUGGAAUGAGAAA